Molecule: messenger RNA, 963 nt
Organism: Sorex fumeus (smoky shrew)
Lineage: Eukaryota; Metazoa; Chordata; Mammalia; Eulipotyphla; Soricidae
Gene: CGREF1
Product: cell growth regulator with EF-hand domain 1
Exons: 5
Coding region: 7-963 (318 amino acids)
Source: RefSeq, a predicted model, not a curated record
ACAAGAAUGACGUCGCCUUUGAUGAUGAGACUAUUAGCGCUGCUGUUCCUGCCACUGGGCCAGGCUGCUCCCAAGGAGGGAGCUUUGAGGAGGCCCGACCCUGAAGAGCAGCAUCAGCCUCUGCCCAACCCCUUCCAGCCCGGCCAGGAGCGGCUCCGGCUCCUGCAGCGCUACCUGAAGGGCCUGGAGCGGAUGGACGAGGAGCCGGAGCACAUGAGCCGCGAGCAGGUCCUCCUCUACCUCGUUGCCCUCCACGACUAUGACCAGAGUGGCCAGCUGGACGGCCUGGAGCUGCUGUCCCUGCUGAUGGCAGCGCUGGCCCCGGGAGCUGCCAACGCCCCGACCCCUGACCCGGUAAUCCUGCUGGUGGACCAGGUGCUGGAGACCCAGGACCUGAACGGGGACGGGCUGAUGACUCCCGCGGAGCUCAUCAACUUCCCAGAAGAGGCUCCGAGGCAUGCAGAACCCCAGGCGCCCCACGCGGAGGGCCAGCAACCCCUUUUCACCGAGAGCCCCCCGGGACAAGGCGUGCAAGAAGCCCAGGUGCCCGAAGAUCAGGCCAGGGGACAGGCAGAAGCCGAAGGAGGGCCCCCGGGCCCAGAAGGGGCAGUGGGGGGCCACCCAGAGGCCGAAGGACCCCCAGGCCUGGAAGGGAGGGCUGGGGGCCACGCAGAGGUUGAAGAACCCCCAAGCCCAGGAGGGGAGACCUGGGACCACGCAGAGGCAGAAGGACCCCCGGGCCCAGAAGGCGGGGCUGGAGGACCCCCAAGCCCGGGAGGAGAGGUUGGGGGCUAUGCAGAGGCCGAAGGACCCCCAAGCCUGGGAGGAAGGCCUGGGGCACAAGAAGAGGCGUUGGACACUAGAGGGGAAGCAGAAGAGCUUCCAGGGGGUGCCCUGGCACCCAAAGGCACCCCGGAAGAGGUUGAGGUGCACGAUAUCCAGGUGGAGAAUGACGAGAUGUGA